This is a messenger RNA of Branchiostoma belcheri (Belcher's lancelet), 886 nucleotides long. Its product is annotated as peroxisomal membrane protein 11C-like. The record is from RefSeq and is a predicted model, not a curated record. NCBI's taxonomy places the organism in Eukaryota, Metazoa, Chordata, Leptocardii, Amphioxiformes, Branchiostomatidae. Gene Ontology annotation, cellular component: peroxisomal membrane. Gene Ontology annotation, biological process: peroxisome fission.
UGUGACCUUUCACCCAGUUCAACUCUCCGUACGGUCAUGUUGCGUCACAUUUUACUCUCCUAGUCCACUUUUUCCUUCGUUUUGAGUCCUAAAACUCCAUCACAAGCAUGGAUACCGCCGUACAAGUACUGGACACGUACAGGGGAAGGGACAAAGUCAUCCGAACUUGCGGGUACACCAUCCAACUCAUCGCGGGACUGUUACCGAAGGAGCACCAAGCUUUUGCGGACGCCUUGAUCGGGACGGCUUCGACUCUUAGCGGCUCUAGAGUCGUCCUAAGACUUUGCGACGACAUCCCGAUGCUUGCAUACAACAUGGGAUACGGCUUGGGUGGACAUGAAAAGGACCAGUUCAUUCGAUGGGUGGACGUGGUGAAAAACAUGGUGGACCAGUUCUACGGCCCGGUGGAGCACGUGAUGUGGGCCACGGAACGCCAGCUGCUGCCCGGCGCGUACACGGAGAAACUCAAGGAGUGGUGCACCAAGAUCUGGGCUAUUUCUCUAACCUUGAACAUUCUCAGGUCCUUGAGAGCUUUGAUAAUCCUCAGACUGAAGAAACAAAGGCUGGCAAAGUCAAAACAGAUGGAAGAAAAUGACGAAGCUGACAAAAAAGAUGACGAAGCUGACAUAAAAGAGUCAAUGAAAACUCUGAAGUUGCAGGCGUUUAACGUCUGGUUGACGCUGGUCGGGAGCUCGACAGAUUUGGUCAACGCCAUCAACUGGAUGCCUCCCGGGUUUCUGUGGGCGGGGAAAAACCCGCUGGCUCUAACCGGCGUCAUGGGCAUGAUCUCUUCUUCCAUUGGGCUGUACAGGGUUUACGCCUCGAAAGUCAAGCAGGCGUAAAACAUUGUACACCAGGGCUCAAAGUAGCCUCCAUAGCAGACUUA